UCAACUGCCAUAAACAGUUCUUUGUAAUCUGUUCCUUAUAUUUGCAUAUUUCCUUCGUGAAUCUCUCGCCUUCCUUAUUCGUUUCACAGUGUAAUUAGCCUUGAUUUGAAGUAACUAAAAUCUCUUGGGGAUUCAGAUUCCAAAAAAAAGUUGUCACUUCGUGUUUUUAAAGUCGGUCUCGUGUUCCCUACAUUGACAUCCAAAACUCAAGUUUCAUCAAUCUUUUGAGAGUUUCCAGCACUUUGUUUUUUUCAUGGCACCACCAAACAACCCUGUUAGUUCCACCACCAAUCUUCCCCGGUCUAGUAGUUUAGAGAAGUGCUUUGAUUUGUGUGAUGGAAAGUUGAGUGUCAACGGCUUUCCUUUACUGCAUGAUGUUCCUACCAAUGUCACUUUCACACCAUUUUCCUCGGUCUGUAACGCCUUGGAGUCCGAUGCACCUAUUCCUCUGGUUCAACGAGUCCAGGUUAUGGCUCAAAGAGGUGGGUUCCUAGGGUUCACCAAUGACGAGCCAUCUGAUAGUAUGUUGAACUCUCUGGGUAAAUUCACUGAUAGGGACUUUCUGAGUGUGUUUAGGUUCAAAACAUGGUGGUCCACACAAUGGGUGGGGACUUCAGGGUCUGAUUUGCAGAUGGAAACACAAUGGGUAGUCUUAGAUAUCCCUGAAAUAAAGUCUUAUGCCAUGAUCAUACCGAUCAUCGAAGGCGGUUUCCGGUCUGCUCUUAGGCCUGGCAAAGAUGGUCAUGUCAUGAUCUUCGCGGAGAGUGGCUCUAGUCAAGUCAAGUUAUGUUUUUUCAACUCAAUAGCCUAUGUUCAUGUGUCUGAUAACCCUUUCAACUUGAUGAAGGAAGCUUUUAGCGCUAUUAGGGUUCAUCUUAAUACCUUUAAGCUCUUGGAAGAGAAGAGCCUUCCUUCUAUUGUUGACAAAUUUGGUUGGUGCACUUGGGAUGCGUUUUACUUGACCGUAGAACCCGCUGGUGUAUGGCAGGGUGUGAAAGAGUUCGUCGAUGCUGGUGUCCAACCGAGGUUUAUCAUCAUCGAUGAUGGCUGGCAAAGUAUCAAUAAUGAUACCGAUGACCCGAACCAGGAUGCGAAAAACCUUGUUCUUGGAGGGGAACAGAUGACUGCCAGGCUUUACAGGUUUGAAGAGGGUGAGAAGUUUAGAAAAUAUAAGGGAGGCUCCUUCUUGGGUCCCAAUGCCUUUUCGUACAACCCACACAAGUCCAAGAUGCUGAUCACAAAGGCCAUUGAAGUCGAACAUGCUGUCAAGGCUCAUGACAAGGCCCUCCAAUCCAGCGCCACUGAUGUUUCCGAAAUCGAAGCCGCGAUCAACAAGCUGAAACAAGAAUUGGAUGAUAUGUUCAAAGGAGAAGGAAGUAGUCUUUUGAAUGGAAACCAUGAAAGCAGUGGCUGCAACGCUGAUGACUAUGGUAUGAAAGCUUUUACAAAGGAUUUGCGAACCCAAUUCAAAGGUUUAGACGACAUCUGGGUGUGGCAUGCUCUUUGUGGUGCUUGGGGUGGUGUAAGACCUGGUGCAACUCAUCUCGAUUGCAAAAUAGUUCCCUGCCAUGUCUCUCUCGGUCUUGCUGGGACGAUGCCAGAUUUGGCGGUCGAUAAAAUCGUUGAAGGAGGUAUUGGACUAGUUCAUCCAAGUCAAGCUGAUGACUUCUAUGACUCCAUGCAUUCUCACCUUGCUAAAUCGGGUAUUACAGGAGUCAAAGUUGAUGUCAUUCACACUCUCGAAUAUGUAUCCGAAGAAUAUGGAGGCAGGGUUAACCUAGCCAAGGCUUACUACAACGGGUUGUCAAAAUCGUUGUCAAAGAACUUCAAAGGGACCGGGAUCAUCUCCAGCAUGCAACAAUGCAAUGACUUUUUCUUCUUGGGGACAAAGCAAAUAUCCAUGGGCAGAGUAGGUGAUGAUUUCUGGUUCCAAGAUCCGAACGGCGAUCCGAACGGAGUUUUCUGGUUGCAAGGUGUUCAUAUGGUUCACUGUGCUUAUAACAGUUUGUGGAUGGGUGAGAUCAUACAACCUGAUUGGGACAUGUUCCAGUCAGACCAUGUUUGCGCCAAAUACCAUGCUGGAUCCAGGGCAAUUUGUGGUGGACCGGUCUACAUUAGCGACUCCCUUGGCGGCCAUGAUUUUGACCUUAUUAAGAAGCUUGUGUACCCUGAUGGCACCAUCCCCAGGUGCAAGCGCUUUGCCCUCCCUACUAGAGACAGUCUUUUUGUGAACCCUUUAUUUGACAACAAAUCCCUCCUCAAGCUAUGGAAUUUCAAUAAGUAUGGAGGUGUUGUUGCAGCUUUCAACUGCCAAGGAGCCGGAUGGGAUGGUAACCUGCGGAGGAUCAUCGGCUAUCCACAGUGCUACAAGCCCAUCUCCGGUUCUGUGCAUGUCACCGAUAUCGAAUGGGACCAAUGCAAAGAAGCUGCUGCUAUGGGUGAGGCUGAAGAGUAUGUGGUCUACCUAGACCAAACUGAAACUAUUCUCUUGGUGACACCGAAAUCUGAUCCAAUUCAAGUCACCGUCCAACCAUCUUCAUUUGAGAUUUUCAGCUUCGUGCCAUUGAAAAACCUCGGUCCUACUGCUAAAUUCUCCCCUAUUGGUCUAACCAACAUGUUUAAUUCGGGAGGCACAAUUCAAGAAGUGGACUACAAUGAGGCCGGAGCAGCCCCAGCUGCCAGGAUCAAAAUCAAAGGUGGCGGGAACUUCCUAGCCUAUUCUAAUGUUGCUCCAAAGACCUGUUUCGUGAACGGUGCUGAGGCGGCUCCCGUUUGGUCAGCCGACGGCAAGCUGAAGCUCGAUCUUCCUUGGAUUGAAGAAGCCGAUGGAAUUUCUUAUGUGAAUUUUUUCUUUUAAAUUACGUUUUUGGAUUGUUGUUUAGAUUUGAACUCAUCUAAAGGAUGUAUUUGUUCAUUCCUUUCUUAUUAUUC
Hibiscus syriacus is the source of this 2931-nucleotide messenger RNA. Its product is annotated as stachyose synthase-like. The coding region runs from base 254 to 2857 and encodes 867 amino acids. The transcript has 4 exons. The record is from RefSeq and is a predicted model, not a curated record. NCBI's taxonomy places the organism in Eukaryota, Viridiplantae, Streptophyta, Magnoliopsida, Malvales, Malvaceae.